AUGGCUGGCGAUGAUCGUGACCCCAUCGUCGUCUCGACUGCCACCGCCUGUGUGCAUCAAUCGGACCUCGAGACCUUGGGCAAGGACGAGUGGGUUGGAGACAACAUCUUAGCCUUCCAUGCCGAGUGGCUAGACGAUCUCGGCACGCGGCUCAAUGAGGCCAGCUCCGCGCCUUCGGUCAAAAUGAUGCCUCCUUCCGUGGUCGAGCUGCUUUGUGCGCUCGACGAGGAGGCAGGCAACCAAGCAUCCUCGGUCGUGCCAACACCAUCCGAGCGCUUUCUUCUGCUUCCUGUCAGCGAUCGCUACAGCUCCUCGAGCCCCGGGCACUCGGCCGGCGGUAGUCACUGGAGCCUCUUGUUCAUCGACGCCCACAAGGGCGACAGCUUCCACUUAGACUCUCUCGGAGACAUCAAUCGCACCGCAGCCAACACCGUGCAGGACAGCAUUCGCACGCUGAUCCAGGCCAAGUCCGGCGGCACAUUGCGCCCAGCCAAACCACGCAACGUCGAAUGCCUCCAGCAGCAGGCCAACGGCAGCGACUGUGGCAUCUACGUCCUCUUUCUCUCCAGUCUUUUACAUCGUCGCCUCUCCGACGACAGUCAACCGGACAAGCUCGACGCCCUGAUCCAAGACGUCUGCGAAUCGUCGACACCAGACACGGUGAUGAAGUUCCGGCACAAGUACCUCUCCUGGCUGCAAACAUGGGGCGAGGUGACGCACCACGAGGAGCACGUCCAGCCCGACCAGCGCAUCCGUGCACGCUUUCUCCAACUUUUUUCGGGUCUCGGUGUGGAUCCUAGCCGAUCUGUUACCGCGAUGGCCAAGACGCUCGACCCUGUUCAGGCCGCGCGCAGGGCGGCGAUCCAGCGUGAGUCCAAGCGCAACAAGGAGCGCAAGCAGCAGGCACAGCAGGCACGCGCAUUGCGCCAAGACACCGCACCACUCGAGCGCCAGAUCCGUCGCCUCGAGUCCCGACAAAAUACACUCAGCGAGGACGAUCAGGAAGAGUUGCAGCGUCUCCAGCGCGAGGUUGCCGACGUCAAGCGCAUCAAAGAAGAAUACGUUCGCCAGCAUCCGGAUCAGCGUAACUUUGUCCGCGGAUACGAGGAAAAGACUCCCAGCGAAUCCAAGCCUGGCGAAUCGAGCAACGCAUCUCAGCAAACCGCACCAGCAACCACUCACGUCAGCCAGAAUGCGCCGUCGCGGGAUCCGAAAUGGAGUAUUUACUACGAUCCCGUCUUCAAUCCAUACGGAGCACCUCCGCCGGGCAUGCCUUACCUGGAGAAGCCUCACUCGCAGCCAGUAGCCGAAGGACUCUUGGACGUGGCAAAGCCACCCCCGCUACCCGAAGAAACGGCCGACUUUGAAGAUGCUGGCUCGAACGAAGACAGCGAUGACUCGGGCAUCGACGACGACCUCAAAGACAUUGUCAUGCCGGCAGGACCUCCGCCCAUCAAUUUCGCGUCGAAUCAAGGGGAGGUCCGUCAAGGUCCAGCCACAGCUGACCGAGGCCGAAACGUGCGUGGCACGGGCAAGGCAAGUGGCCGGCCACCAGGCCCAGAUCAACACAGAGGUGGGAGACACGGUCCAGGUAAUGGCAUUGGUCGAGGCAUGGCGAGACCGAUUCACAGCGCCGCCGGACUCCCUGCGCGGCCUCCUCCUGGACUUCCGCAACGGCCUCCAGUACCUGUGGCGGACGCCACAGGCUCCAGACUACAAGCAUCUGCCCCCGCAUCUGGAACGCCCAAGCCACCAGGACCGCCGCCUGCAGUGCCCGACGGCGUCGUGAUCUCGGCAGAGCCGCAGCUGCGCGACUUGAGAAAAGAGACCACGGCAUUCGUCCCGGCGGCGAUUCGCAAGAAGCAGCAAGAAGAAAAGGCAAGGAUGAAGCGAGGACUUCCCGGCAGGAUCGAUGCAGCCCCGCUCUCGGAUCACAUGGCCGGCCCGGCAGAUGCCGCUCAGAAGGAGCGGCCGGAUCUGCUCAAGUCUGUGCAGGCGCAUCUGCCCAGCAAGGCUGCCGACGCUUCAGGAGGACAUGGAUCGAACGAAGGCGGCAGCAGCGCGCAAGACUACGAUCGAUUUCUGCGCGAGUGGGUCGAGCGAGGCAAUGCGGAUGAAGCACCUGCGCCAUCCGAGCUCGCCUGGCCGCAGAUGAGAUGCAAGGUACACGGCCAGAGCGGAAUCGAACGCAUCAGCCGCAAUCCGCCCGCACAAACGAUUCACGACGGCCAUACGUCUCGCGACAACGUCAAGAUGCAUUUGCCUGGGCACAUCAUCGGUGGUGUACUCGCCUUGUAUUUUUGCGCCGUUCGAGUUGCCUCAGCUGCGGCGCCGACGUGCACAAAGGUGCUUACCUGUGACGUGAAGGGAGACGACUCGCCCGAGGCCGGGCUGCGACAGGUGGAUGAACAUGCGCUGCGGACCAUGUACUGCGCCAUGGGCUGCGACUAUGCGGUGAACCAUGCGAUACCGCAUGCCUUUUCGACGUACAUCAAGCCGAUUUGCUCGGUCGAGAAGGAGGAGAACCAGAUCGAGUUCAAGAAGUACGAAAAGGAUGGCAAGGACAGCAGAAGGCGCCGAAGUCUGCGCUGGGAGCGUGGCCAACGUGCGCCGGGAAAAACACGGCGAGAUAUCGACGCCUACACUGUCGGAAGCGCGCAGAUCAAAUUUUGCUGCACCGACCAGAGCGGAGUGGAUUACACCGAGGCGGCGGCCAAGAGAAUCGGUCUCGAGCUUUCGAUCUGCAAGGGUCACGCAAAGGACUAG
Moesziomyces aphidis is the source of this 2766-nucleotide messenger RNA. The record is from the annotation of a GenBank genome assembly. Lineage: Eukaryota; Fungi; Basidiomycota; Ustilaginomycetes; Ustilaginales; Ustilaginaceae.